Molecule: messenger RNA, 838 nt
Organism: Pocillopora verrucosa
Lineage: Eukaryota; Metazoa; Cnidaria; Anthozoa; Scleractinia; Pocilloporidae
Source: RefSeq, a predicted model, not a curated record
AUGUACAUCGCAUCAUAACUUGACGAUACACAUCAGAAAACGAAGGACAGGAAAGAUGCGUCCUGGAACAGGAUUCCAAAACCGUGCCUACCGCUCUUUUAUGGUCAGCGGUUGCUACAAAGUCCUCAAAAAUGGUUCCCAUCCUCAACAGCCGAUUUUGAUCGAACACUGUUGUUUGAUGGCCAUGGGAAACUCCUGGGACAUCGUAGUCAAAUGCCGACAACAUUCUAAUCAACGCAAGAGGAUAAAAAACUGGCAAGAUGUCAUGGAGGUCUACCCCGAAGCCAAGGUAGAGAGAAAACAUAACGAUAUAGAGUUGACGUUGCCUGUCUUAACGGAAAAUCUUGAGGUUGCCGCUUUUGGAGUUCCAAAAGAAAAUGACCAGAAACGAAUGCAAAUGGCGAUCUUUGGAAAAGAUCCGAAACAGGGCUGCAACUGGAAGAUUCGGGUUUACUUGAUUGAUGAUUCAACAAAGGCAUUUAAGGUUGUUUGCGAGAAAGAAGCAGAAAAAGGAAACAGACAACUGACAACUCUCUCAGGCCUAUUUGUGUCCAACAGCAAGGAAAACAUCAGAAUUGAGUUUACUGAUCUAGAUCCAGGAUGGCAAAUAAAAGGGGACAAAGUGAAGAUAAUAUAUAUAAAAGAUGCGUGGAAUUCGCCUGAAAACUCAGCAAAUUUCCCUCUCUGUGUUUUUGAAGUAAGUCACGUUGAUCGAACCAAGCAGCAGUUCUUUUGCGGAAUAACAGUUUCACAUGACGAUGACAGUGCUGAUACCGAGAUGGUGGCUUUCUUCAAGCAGGUAAACCAACAGCAGGUUAUUAAAAAAUCAAGAGGAUAA